This is a messenger RNA of Sabethes cyaneus, 4866 nucleotides long. RefSeq lists its product as uncharacterized. The transcript is spliced from 2 exons. The record is from RefSeq and is a predicted model, not a curated record. The coding region runs from base 1 to 4866 and encodes 1621 amino acids. NCBI's taxonomy places the organism in Eukaryota, Metazoa, Arthropoda, Insecta, Diptera, Culicidae.
AUGAACACUGCCCGUCUUUGUGCAAAGUGCAAUUCCGAAGGUUUGCCCGAACACAUGAUUGGAUGUGAUAGAUGUGAAGUUUGGCUUCAUCAUGAAUGUGCGGGCUUAACGGUCGCUCCUCCGAAUUCGGACCAAAGCUGGAUAUGUGAGAAAUGCGCACAAGAGGAUGUCGGCGAGUUGCUUAGUCAGAGGUCGAAGAAAACGACAACCUCCACAAGCAGCCAGGCACGGCGAGUGGAACUGGAGCUGAAGCAGUUUGCCGAGAAGCAAGAGUUAAUGCAGAAACAACGCGCCGAAGAGGAUGAAAUCCGCCGCAGAAGAGCUGAGGAAGAUAGUAUUAUGCUGACAAGAAAAUACGAACUCUUGCAAACCGCGGAGCAGAAUACGAGCAAUCGAAGCCAAAUGAGUUCUCGAGUGAGCCGGGAAAAGGUCCGGUCGUGGCUAGGAGCACAAAAUAACAACAUAAUGCCAGCCGCGGUCAAACCUACGAACGUAACGGCCAAUCGUCCACCUACAACUGAGCUAGGCGGUAACAUAGUGAAUCAGACACCAUUGGCGAAUCCAUUGGUUGCAGAAAUUCACCGCGCCGACAAGAAAAUCAUAUCGCAUCAAGCCAUUCCCCAGUCUACUUCCACACCACACUCAGGACAAGACACCACUACUAUUCCCGCUAUAACAGUAUCCAAUGGACCGACUGCAACGAAUACCGUAGUCUCGUUUGCCAUUUGUAAUGCUAUUCCAGCAACAGUAGCUUUGACUACACAAUCGGGGGAAUUAACCCGACAACCGAUUUUGACAAACACUGUUGCGGCUGCAGGUGCCGCAUCGAAUUUUGUUACCGCGAACGUACCUUACGGGCAGAUGAAAUCCUCGGAAUUCCGGACCAACCCACAAACCUCGUACGCUACGAUGCCAGUACGUAGGGAUGACGUUCGGGAACUAAAUUCCCAAGCACAGGAUUCUCGAGCUUGGAAUUCAGCCGUACCACAAUUCUAUCAGUCAGCAUAUAUCCCAGCUCAGUUAGCGAUACGCAAACAACUUACGAAUGCAGAUGUGACAACACAAGCGCAGUUUCAACAAACGCAAACAGCACAACAGCAGGGUGGUACCGAAAGUGUAAAUUUGUUGCAACAGGAAACCGUUUCGGGUCCUGGAAUGCAAGGCAAUACGAACCAACCCAACAGUAUACAACUAGCGGCUCGGCAGGUAAUUCCACGUGAGCUUCCCAGUUUUUCAGGAGACCCCGAAGAUUGGCCAUUAUUUUGCAGUGCUUUUUACAACUCCACUGCCGCAUGUGGGUACACGGAUGCGGAGAAUUUGUGUCGUUUACAGAAAUGCCUCAAAGGAAAUGCUUUAACAGAAGUAAAAAGUCGCCUUCUACUACCAGAGUCUGUACCAUACAUAAUGGAAACGCUGCGAAAGCGUUUCGGUAAACCCGAGAUUCUUGUUCUUGCAUUGUUGAAAAAAGUACGCGAUGUUCCGCCCCCGAAAUCAGAAAAUUUACAAUCCAUCAUCAAUUUCGGUUCAGCAGUCCGUAAUUUAGUUGACCACUUGUAUAUUGCCAAACUAGGAGAGCACUUGCGAAACCCUAUGAUAGUACACGAACUCGUCGAGAAGUUGUCACCACAAUUGAAAAUGCAAUGGUCCUGGUAUAAACGCGUACACAUGGAUGUCAGUUUAGCCACAUUCGGAGAUUUCGUCACAGACUUAGCAGAUGCGGCAUCUGAUGUCUCGAUGCCAGUAUGUGCAUUCAGUUCAGAGGGCUUUACAAAGCAGCAGCCAGAAAACAACAGGUCAGGGCGAAUCAAACAAAAGUUAUACGCUCACACCGCUACUGAGGGAGAUAGCAUAAAUACAACUGAAACACCAAACAUUAAUUCGAUAUCAAAUAAAAAAACUUGUGCAUAUUGUUCGAAUAGUAGUCAUAUAAUAGCAGAAUGUCCACAAUUCAAUUUGCUGGAUCUCGAUGAGAGAUGGAAGGCGAUCCGUAUAAAAGGUCUGUGUCGAACAUGCCUGAUCCCACAUAGAAAAUGGCCCUGUCGGUCAUACAAAGACUGCGGGGUGGAUGGCUGUCGACUGCGCCACCAUUCUUUAUUGCACACUCAAUCACCGGCAAGGUUGUCCAACAAGCUUCCAAACUUUUCUGGCGAGAGUGUUACACACCAAAAUCAUCAUUUGUCGCGUAACGACACUGUAUUUCGUUACGUUCCUAUCACGCUGGAAAACAAUGAAAUAAAAGUUGAAACGUUUGCCUUCCUUGACGAUGGCUGUUCUUCCACACUAAUGGAGGCUGGGCUUGCAACGGAGCUCGGCAUUGUAGGGCCAACUGAACCUCUUUCGCUUGCUUGGACCGGAGACAUUUCACGAGAGGAAAAGGGUUCACAACGAAUAAGCGUCACUGUUGCGGGUCGUGGCCUUAAGAAAAAGUAUAAACUAAGUAAUGUGCGUACGGUUCAGCAACUAAAAUUACAAAGUCAAACAUUGCAAUACGAUGAACUACGAAAAAUGUAUCCACAUCUCACCGGUUUACCGUUGCAUAGCUACACUGAUUCCACUCCAAGAAUGAUAAUCGGCAUGGAACAUGCACAGCUUCUCACGUCUCUGGAAGUGCGGGAAGGUCGACUACACGAACCAGUGGCUGCCAAAACUAGACUAGGUUGGUGCCUAUACGGAAAACGAACCGGUGGCCGAAACUCGAUCGAACAGCUGCAUCUCCACUCCGAAGGAGAAAUUGGGAACCGUGAGUUACACGAGCUGAUGAGGCAAUAUUUUAGUAUUGAAGAAGCGACGGUAAAAACGCCGCUCGAGUCUGACGAGGAUAAACGAGCCCGUAAAAUUCUUGAGACUACAACGCGUAGGAUCGAAGGAGGUUUUGAAACUGGCCUGCUUUGGAAAUAUGACCAGUUGUCUUUUCCGAAUACCUACCCGAUGGCAAUACGUAGGAUGCACUCUUUGGAGAAACGUCUCGAUAAAGAUCCGAUCCUACGGAUGAGAGUGAACGAAAUGAUUGCCGAGUAUGAGAGCAAAGGCUAUGCACAUCGUAUUACUACCGAGGAAUUAAUUACAACCGAUCGUAAGCGAGUAUGGUAUCUCCCACUAGGAGUGGUGAGGAACCCAAAAAAACCUAAUAAGAUCAGAUUGAUAUGGGAUGCUGCGGCGCGCGUGAAUGGGAUGGCGCUAAACGAUUUCUUGCUAAAAGGACCUGAUAUGAUAUCAUCGUUAUUCGACAUUUUAUUGCGCUUUCGUCAACGAUCUGUUGCCGUCUGCGGGGAUAUCCGUGAAAUGUUUCACCAAAUCCGGAUUAUCCCCAUAGACAAACAGUCACAACGCUUCGUUCAUCGUGACCAUCCAUCCCUAGACCCACAAAUCUACGUGAUGGAUGUAGCUACAUUUGGCGCGACAUGUUCACCUUGCUUAGCGCAGUUCAUUAAAAACAUGAAUGCUAGUGAGUUCGUAAAAAUAUUCCCACAAGCUGCGGACGCGAUAGUUAAUUCACACUACGUGGACGACUUUCUAGGGAGUGUGGAUACCGUAGAGGAAGCGGUUCAACUAGUGGAGGAAAUAAAGCACGUACACCUGCAAGGUGGAUUUGAAAUCAGAAAUUUCUCUUCGAACUCUCCCGCCGUAUUGGUUCGUAUCGGAGAAACCCGAAAUGCUGAAAAAAAGUCGAUGGCUCUAGACUUGCCUUUAGAAAGAGAACGCGUAUUGGGAAUGGUAUGGUGCACAGCAAUGGAUGUAUUCACAUUCGAUGUAACACUGAGCGAUGAUUUGAACGAGUUACUGAGAGAAGACUGUAUUCCCACGAAACGACAGGUUCUCAGAUUGGUUAUGUCGUUGUUCGAUCCUUAUGGAUUUAUUGCUCAUUAUAUCGUUCACGGAAAGAUUCUAAUGCAACAUAUCUGGCGGUCUGGAACAGAUUGGGAUGAGAAAAUCAGUAAAGGUCUAUUAGGCCCGUGGAGAGAUUGGAUCUCUCUUAUAAAGGAGCUGAGCAAAGUAGAGGUGCCUCGUUGCUUCUUCGGCAGCGAUAGUAGUAAACCUCACAGUGGGAUACAGCUUCAUACCUUUGUGGACGCAAGUGAAUUAGCAUACGGCUGUGUGGCUUACUUGCGUAUAGUUCAGGGAGGAAGGAUAAAAUGUGCACUGGUUGCGGCGAAAACAAAGGUUUCACCACUAAAACCAGUUUCGAUACCCCGUCUAGAGCUGCAAGGUGGGCUAAUAGGUUGCAGGCUAAUGGAUAGUAUCUGUGAAACACUCACUCUUCCCCUUGAGAAACGAUUCGUGUGGACAGACUCCAAAACUACAUUGGCAUGGGUUCGAUCAGACGGGCGUAAAUAUCAUCCAUACGUGGCAUUUAGGAUAGGUGAAAUCCUCAAUCUUUCUAAUGUAGAUGAGUGGCACUAUGUUCCAUCGAAACUAAACGUAGCUGAUGUGGCCACCAAAUGGGGAAAUGGCCCUGAGUUCCACAGUACUAAUCGUUGGUAUGUUGGACCCAGUUUCCUGUCCCUGCCUGAGCAUGAAUGGCCCAAACAACCAGAACAAAAAAGCGAUACAAAAAUCACCGUCGCGACAAUAUUCGGUAGAAGGGAUGAGGAGAACACUGCGCGGGCGGUCAUGAUGCACAGUGCCACACGGCAAAACGUGCAAAGACGCAGACAGAAGAAUAUGCAACGAACCCAAAUCUUCCAGGAGAUAAAGCGCUGCCUGGCAAAGCAGGAGUGUGCGGAGUUGAAGCGGCUGUUCUCAGGAAAUGAGAAAGUUCUACAGAAAGUAAACGCUUCCCGCACAGACUUUGUGUCGCGAGCCAAAAUGUAUCGCGAGAAGAAUUGUAGUAUUUUAACGGAUGAUCGUGAGGAGACCGAAAGGUGA